AAAUAUUGUGAUUAUGCACAGAAAAGAAAUCGAUGAAAAUUGAAAACAAAAUAUAAAGUAAUAUUAAGACGAAGGAAGGAAGGAAGAAGAAACCCAUGAAUAUGAUAGCUUGUGCGUGUAACUUCUCUCGGCUACAUUGUCUUUCUAUGAGCAGAAAAUAAGCCCCACGUCACUUCCAAACUCAAUUGGCUUCUUUCUCUGCUUUUCUUUUCUUUUCUUCUCUUCUCUUUAAAUCCUUUUCGCUUUCAGCAUCUUCUAUAUCCCCUUCAUCUCACUGCCAUUGCAUGUUUUGAAUAUAAGAAAAGCUAAUAAAACAACUCUUGUUAGGAACCCUUUUGUAUCCAAACCAUCCAUCUCCAUCUUUGGACGCUCCUUUGAUUUUUCUUGUUGAUUUUUCAAGCCUUUUAUUUACCUCUAAGUGUUUCUUUUGGUUUUUGAAUGGGACCCAUUAGAGGUUUCAAGAGAAGGAAGAAAGCAGAGAAGAAGGUUGACCAGAAUGUCUUGGAUGCUGCUUUAUCUUCGUUGCAGCCCCAGCCCCAACAGCCUUUGGAUUGGUGGGAUGAUUUCUCCAAGAGGAUUACUGGGCAUCUUUCUGAAACAAAAAAUUCAAAGAAAUUUGAGUCUGUUUUCAAAAUUUCAAGAAAGACAUUCAACUACAUCUGUUCACUCGUGAAUGAUGAUCUGAGGGCUAGGCAAUCAAACUUCACUGGUUCAGAUGGGAAGCCAUUAUCUCCCAAUGACCAAGUAGCUAUUGCUCUUAGGAGGCUUAGCUCAGGUGAAUCAUUGUCAAACAUCGGAGAUUCAUUUGGAAUCAACCAGUCAACUGUUUCUCAUAUAACCUGGCGAUUUGUGGAAGCAAUGGAAGAAAGAGGACUGCACCAUCUUCGGUGGCCUGCCACUGAAGCAGAAAUAGAAGAGAUAAAGUCCAAGUUUGAGAAGAUGCAUGGCCUUCCUAACUGCUGUGGUGUGAUUGACACUACACACAUUGUCAUGACUCUGCCUACAGUGGACCAUUCAAAUGAUGUAUGGAUUGAUCGGGAGAAGAACCACAGCAUGGUCUUGCAAGCAAUAGUAGACCCUGACAUGAGAUUCCGUGAUGUAAUUGUUGGGUAUCCUGGUAGUUUAAGUGAUGCCCUAGUGCUUCAGAACUCUAGUUUCUUCAAACUUUCUGAAGAAGGGAAAAGGCUAAAUGGAAAGAAGAUAGAACUCAUGGAAGGAACAGAAUUGGGAGAAUACAUUAUAGGGGAUGCAGGGUUUCCCCUAUUGCCAUGGCUACUAACUCCUUUUCAAGAUGCACUCCCAGAUCAUCAGGCUGAGUUUAAUAAACAACAUGCUGCAACACGAGCAGUAGCAGAGAUUGCAUUGGCAAGGCUGAAGGAAAUGUGGAGGAUAAUUCAUGGAGUAAUGUGGCUGCCUGAUAAGAAUCGGUUGCCUAGAAUAGUCUUUGUGUGCUGCUUGCUUCACAAUAUUGUUAUUGACAUGGAGGAUAAAGUGUUUAGUGAGAUGCCCAUGUCUCUUCAUCACGACAAAGAUUAUAGGCAACAAAUUUGUGAAUCUGCCUCCGAGACAGGCAUUGAUAUCAGAGAGAAGUUAUCUCUCUACUUAUCUAGUAAAUUGCCAUCUUGAAAAGGGUCAUGCUUUUUUCUUAAUUAGCAAUAAAUCUUUUAUAGACAGGGUAAUACACAGUUUUGUUUAUUUAUUUAUUUUCUUUUUUUUUUUUUUGAAUAAAAACUUCUGCCAUUCUUUUGGAAUGAGCUAUCAUAGUUAACCUUGUCAAAUUGAACCAGGAAGUUAGUUUUGAGUUUAUUAUUUUACAGAA
Hevea brasiliensis (rubber tree) is the source of this 1819-nucleotide messenger RNA. RefSeq names its product protein ALP1-like. Bases 439 to 1626 code for a protein of 395 amino acids. The record is from RefSeq and is a predicted model, not a curated record. The transcript has 2 exons. NCBI's taxonomy places the organism in Eukaryota, Viridiplantae, Streptophyta, Magnoliopsida, Malpighiales, Euphorbiaceae. Gene Ontology annotation, molecular function: sequence-specific DNA binding.